Messenger RNA from Cinclus cinclus, 1290 nucleotides. RefSeq names its product ATP-sensitive inward rectifier potassium channel 12. Bases 1 to 1290 code for a protein of 429 amino acids. Lineage: Eukaryota; Metazoa; Chordata; Aves; Passeriformes; Cinclidae. The transcript has a single exon. Gene Ontology annotation, cellular component: plasma membrane. The record is from RefSeq and is a predicted model, not a curated record. Gene Ontology annotation, molecular function: inward rectifier potassium channel activity. Gene Ontology annotation, biological process: regulation of monoatomic ion transmembrane transport; potassium ion import across plasma membrane.
AUGACUACAGGCAGAGUCAACCCUUACAGCAUCGUGUCCUCCGAGGAAGACGGGCUGAGGUUGACCACCAUGCCAGGUAUCAACGGCUUUGGCAAUGGGAAAAUCCACACCAGGAGGAAAUGCAGGAACAGGUUUGUAAAGAAGAAUGGUCAGUGCAACGUGGAGUUCACCAACAUGGAUGACAAGCCACAGAGGUACAUUGCAGACAUGUUCACCACAUGCGUUGACAUCCGCUGGAGGUAUAUGCUCUUGCUCUUUUCCCUGGCAUUUCUGGUGUCCUGGUUAUUGUUUGGGCUGAUUUUCUGGCUAAUUGCACUCAUUCAUGGAGACCUAGAAAACCCGGGUGGAGAUGAUACUUUCAAGCCUUGUGUUCUGCAGGUCAAUGGCUUUGUGGCUGCUUUUCUGUUCUCCAUUGAGACCCAAACGACGAUCGGGUACGGCUUCCGCUGCGUGACCGAGGAGUGUCCGCUUGCCGUCUUCAUGGUGGUGGUUCAGUCCAUCGUGGGCUGUAUAAUCGACUCUUUCAUGAUUGGUGCAAUAAUGGCAAAAAUGGCCAGGCCCAAAAAAAGGGCCCAGACAUUACUUUUCAGCCAUAACGCAGUAGUGGCAAUGAGAGAUGGGAAACUCUGCCUGAUGUGGAGAGUUGGGAACCUACGGAAAAGCCACAUAGUAGAAGCCCACGUACGAGCUCAGCUAAUUAAGCCCAGGAUCACAGAGGAAGGGGAGUACAUCCCGCUCGACCAAAUAGACAUUGAUGUGGGGUUUGAUAAAGGCUUGGACCGUAUUUUCUUGGUAUCUCCCAUCACCAUUCUCCAUGAGAUCAACGAAGACAGCCCCUUGUUUGGGAUCAGCCGCCAGGACUUGGAGACAGAUGACUUUGAGAUCGUCGUCAUCCUGGAGGGCAUGGUAGAGGCCACAGCCAUGACGACGCAAGCUCGGAGCUCCUACCUGGCCAGUGAAAUACUGUGGGGCCACCGCUUUGAGCCCGUCUUGUUUGAGGAGAAAAACCAGUACAAAGUAGACUAUUCCCACUUCCACAAAACCUACGAGGUCCCGUCCACGCCCCGUUGCAGCGCAAAGGACUUGGUGGAGAACAAAUUCCUGCUGCCCAGCACCAACUCCUUCUGCUACGAGAAUGAGCUGGCUUUCAUGAGCCGCGAUGAGGAAGAGGAAGACGAUGACAGCCGGGGUCUGGAGGACCUCAGCCCGGACAACAGGCACGAGUUUGACAGGCUUCAAGCCACAAUAGCGUUGGAUCAGCGGUCGUACAGGAGGGAGUCAGAAAUAUGA